UUCGAUAAAAUCCUCAUAUAUUUUCCAAAGUCUGAUAUUUAUGAUUUUUCCUAGCAGCUUUAACAUUUUUAACAAUCUCGUGCAACUCUAUAAAAAGAAUCAAUAAACCUGUAACAGUUAAUAGGGUCAAAAAGCACUUGAAAUAAAAGAAAUUCAAAAUAAUGUAUUCCUGACUGUCCACUUUGAAAGUCAUCCUGUACAUGUCGAAACUCAUGUCGGAGUUGAACAGCAAAACCGUUGUUCUGGACACGGGCACCAAGUCUUCGUCCAGAGCUUCCAGGAUGAUUACGUCAAAUUCCCUGGUCAAAGGAAGACUUGAAAUCAUUUCAAGCUGUAGUUCUUUUUGGAUUGUUUUGUUUGUAUCUGCUAAAUGAAUGGAGUAAUCUUCAUAGUUAUCUGAAAUUUACACAUAUAACAUUUCAAAUCCAGAUUUAUAGUUGAAAUAAUCAUUACCAGAAGUUAUAAUGAAAUACAUUCCAUCAUUUGCAUUAUCCAUUAUAACCGGACCAUCCAAAAAUGCGAUUUUAUCGUUAACUAAGGUAGCUUUGUAAAUGGGCAAAGUGAAAUGAGGAGGCCGGAAAUUUUGUUCUUCUUCUAAUGAAAACGACUCCUGGAAAAUUGAAAAUUGCGUUGUUUCUCCUAUGAUAUUUAACAUAAAUAGCAAUAAAAUUGAUAAAAGUCUGAGUGCUUUUAAGCACCCAACAAAAAUAAUGCACAUAUUAGAUAAAGGUUUGAAAACACGAUUUUUCAGUUAACUUAAAAUUGAAAAAUAUUAUUUAAUAAUUAAUUUACUUACAUUUGUGGCUAAGUCUGGAAUAGAUGCAUGAACGCAAACACUAAAAGCAAUCACGCUAAUGAAUUUUAAGAAAAAAUGCAUUUUUUUUGUGUGUGAAUAAUGGUCAGCUCACCUAACAUUCAAAAGUGUUACUGGUAGCUACCAUUCCAGGGAUUGUAGUCCUCUACUAGGAUAAGGAAUCGCUAAAAAUUUCAGCUUUCAGUUGAUUUAUUGUGGGAUUUGAAUGAAAAAAGGACCUCAGGAAAACUGAGAAAUCUAAAAAUUCACCCUGAUGUGGUGGGAAAAAACAUUCUUCUUUUCGAACCAUGUAAAAUGCGGCGGAAGCAUCGAUGAUCGUUUAUUUUCAAGACCGACUUCGUUCAACGAUUAGCAAUAAACAAUUAACAUACAAAUAAAACCAGUUUUAUUAUGAUUUGUGGAAAAUUAUUUGUGUUUUUCGUGAUUGCAGUGGGCCUUACUUUGGCUUAUGCUCCAGGUGAAUACAUCCCAAAAUCUUUUUACCUAAUUGACCAAUUCGGACACGAAUCAGCUCCAAUAUACAUCAGAAAUAGAAGAGAACUCCUCAACCCUUUGAUUAGAGUCAGAAGAGGAAACUCGUAUACGAGUUCUAGUAGCAGUGCUAGUGCCAGUAGCGGUGCUAAUAGUGGUGGCGGAGCCCCAAUUUAUUUGGGAGAUUACGCACCAAAUGUAGAACAUCCUUCGGACAUUAUUGGACACGUACAAAGUCUUUUGAACAAUAUUCCAGGAGGUGCAGGAGGUGCAGGAACUCAUUCUUUUGCUAGUUCCAGUUCCAGCUCUAACGCUGGAAAUGGCGGUCAUCCAGCUUCAGGUGGAAGCUAUGGAGGUUUAGGGGCUGGACAUGAUGCCGGAUAUACCGGGCCGGUAUUGUUCUCAAGAUUCGGGGAAGCUGAAGGAACAGGAGUUCAAGUUUCAGGAGCAGCUCAAGGCAACAAGGGGGCGUUUUCUUCUAGUUCUUCCAGCAUUGACGGUAAUGGAAAAAUUAAAUACUCUGUACAAUCUGGAAAAUACUAGGACAUUUUUUUUUGUAAAUAUCUUUUUUAUUUUAAAUGUCCACCUUAGUAAUAAUUAUUAGACAUCAGGUUGUGAUCUAAAUAAAAACAAAUAAAGUAA
Messenger RNA from Ceutorhynchus assimilis (cabbage seed weevil), 1927 nucleotides. The record is from the annotation of a GenBank genome assembly. Lineage: Eukaryota; Metazoa; Arthropoda; Insecta; Coleoptera; Curculionidae.